Cuculus canorus (common cuckoo) is the source of this 6233-nucleotide messenger RNA. It is a transcript of the gene CRAMP1, whose product is annotated as cramped chromatin regulator homolog 1. The coding region runs from base 1451 to 5488 and encodes 1345 amino acids. Gene Ontology annotation, cellular component: nucleus. Gene Ontology annotation, molecular function: chromatin binding. Gene Ontology annotation, biological process: pattern specification process. The transcript has 21 exons. The record is from RefSeq and is a predicted model, not a curated record. NCBI's taxonomy places the organism in Eukaryota, Metazoa, Chordata, Aves, Cuculiformes, Cuculidae.
GGGCAGGGGCGCCACUUAACUGGGGUCAUAAAGCUAAAAUGAAAUCCGGGAGGUUUGGGUGAAACUGUUGAGCACGGGCUGUGAGAGGUGGCAGUUUUCUGUCCCCACAGUAACUGAGGGUGCUGUGGUUUUGGUUAGGCUGUGUCUGUAACCGGGGUCCUGUCAGGCAAAUUGUUAACCAGACCCUGAUAUGAGUUUGGAUCCACAUCUCAAGUCAGUUUAUUGAGGAGAUGCAGGGAACAAGGCAUCGGCCAACAUACUUCUGAACUGGUGGAUGCAGUGGUCAGAGAGAAAGGUAUUGCUUUAACAGCAGGAACACAACCCAUACACUGUCAUCUCACACACUUGUGUGCCUUGUAAUGCUGCUGCACCUUGUUUACUUCAAUAUUCCCGUGUCAUUCUCGUCCGUAUUAAUCCCCAUCCCUAUUUGUGACAUCCAGAAUUUCCUCCUCUCUUUGGUUUUAUCUUUUCCGGUAACUAAAGCUAGACUGUAGCUCCUGCCAUGGUAAUAAGGCAGCAGCCUUGCAACUGCUGCUCCUUUCUGUGUGGCUGUGACUGGUUCCAUCCUCGCAGUUGGGUUUUUAGGCCUCUAAGAAAGUCCUGGUUUUAGAUUUAGCAGGUGAUAACGAUUUUACUGCCCUGAGCCUCUGUGCGUUUACCUGGUGCUUUGUUCCUUGCUGUGAACCCGUCUGCUCUGAGCAGAGUCAGGGAUUCAGACACACAGGGUGACCCGAUACCAGGGUUGGAGCUGCAGUGGCUCAGUAGAGCCUCCAUGUCCAAGCAUGGUUCUACCUCCCGCACACGAUGCUUGGGGCCUUUUCGCUCGGUGGCAUUGCCUGUGAUGUCCCGGUCCUGUCCCAUCUCACGGGGCAUGGGGCAGAGCCUGCUGAGCCCCCUGCCCUUCAAGUGAAUCGCAGAGUGGGUCCCGUUCUUGUCCCAGUACUGUCCCAUCUCACGGGGCGCAGGGCAGAGCCUGCUGAGCCCGCUGCCCUUCAAGCAAAUUCAAGUGGGUCCCAUCCCAGUCUUGUCCCAGUCUCCUUCCUGUCCCGUUCUUGUCCUGUCCCGUUCCCAUCCCAGUCCCAUUCCCAUCCUGUUCCUAUUGCCGUUCUGGUCCCAGUCCCGUUUCUGUCCCGUUCUCAUCCCAGUCCCGUCUUGUUCCCAUUGCCAUUCUUGUCCCAGUCCUGUCCCAUUCCCAUCCCAUUGCCAUCCCAGCCCUCUCCCGUCCCCAUCCCGCCGCCCCUCAGUCCCAUUCUCUCUCCGCACGCUCGGGGGGCUCCGUGGGGCUCUCGGGGCGGCGGCGGCGGUCCCGGUGGGCGCGGGGCGGCGGCGGCAGGCUCACACACACACUCACACACACUCACACACACACGGAGGAGGAGGAGGAGGAGAAGCCGCCGCGCCUUAGGACCGUGACCGCCCCCCCCCGCCGCAGCCCGGGCCGCCGGGCUCCAUGGUGAGGAGGAAGAGGAGCCCCGCCGGGCCCCCGGAGCCGCGGAAGGGGAUGACAGUGAAACUGGGAGAGAGCGGCGCCGAGGAAGGGGUGAAGAAGCUGGGCAAGAGAACAGGAGGAGAUGAGGAGUCCCUGGAAGAAGAAGGGGCAGGAGGAGGAGGAGGAGGAGAAGAGGCAGGUCCAGGCAGCAGCAGCACAAAGAAAGAGGAGAAGAUUCUCAACAGCAACGCUUCGGGCAGCCCCCCGGCGAACCCCGGCUUGUCGCAGCCCUCCGCCGCCCUCCAGCCCUCCCACAGCCAGGACCAGCAUCAUUUUCUCCGCUCCAGCGUCAGACCUCAGAGCAAGAGGUUGAAGAAGGACUCGCAGGCAUCCUCCUCGGUUGGCAGCGGCGCUGCUGCCAAAGGCAAAGCAGUGGAUAAUGGAGGGACUACAUCUGGUGGCCCAUCAGGAAUUCCUCCCAGCAAUCCUGCUGGGAAUUCCAAGUCAGCAGCAAGGAACUUGGGCUCCUCGGCUGGAGAGAAGGAGGAAGGAAAGAAGGUCAGACGGCAGUGGGAGUCAUGGAGCACAGAGGACAAAAACACUUUCUUCGAGGGACUGUAUGAGCAUGGGAAGGAUUUUGAAGCUAUCCAGAACAACAUUGCCCUGAAAUACAAGAAGAAAGGCAAACCAGCAAGCAUGGUGAAGAACAAGGAGCAGGUCCGCCACUUCUACUACCGCACCUGGCACAAGAUCUCCAAGUACAUUGACUUUGAUAACGUGUUUUUUCAAGGGCUGAAAAAAUCCUCCCUGGAGCUGUAUGGCUUGAUCUGCUAUGGGGAACUGAGGAAGAAGAUUGGGGGAUGUAUGGAUGACAAGAAUGCCGCGAAACUCAAUGAGCUCAUCCAGGCAGGGGCUACAACUGUUCGUUACAAAGGCAGAAACCUUCGUAUCAAAGCUCCAAUGUGCAGGGCUUUGAAGAAACUUUGUGAUCCAGAUGGCAUUAGUGAUGAAGAGGACCAGAAGCCAGUACGUCUUCCUCUUAAGGUUCCUGUGGAGUUGCAGCCACGAAAUAAUCACGCAUGGGCUCGAGUACAGAGUCUUGCCCAGAAUCCACGGCUUAGGAUGAUUGUGGAGUUACAUCGGAAGGUCUCGAGCCUCAUUGAGUUCUUGAAGCAGAAGUGGGCUCUUCAUGAAGUGCGUAUUCGUAAAACACUAGAAGAACGGCAGCUUCAGGACUCCAGAGACUCCGAAACAAGAGGCAGUUUCACAGAGGAGAAAGUGAUGCUCCAUCUGUUUCCAGGAGAGAACUGUACGCUUACUCCGCUGCCUGGGGUGGCCAGAGUUGUCCACUCCAAGGCUUUCUGCACAGUGCACUGGCAGGAAACUGGGAAAUGCAAACAGAACACAAAAGACACUCACUUACUGCCCCCUGCACAAAUCUUAGGCAUACAGAGUGGCCAGGGGACAGCUAGGGGACAGCUAAAAUACACACGAGGAACAGAAGGUAAGGGUGUUGGAAGGGUAGAGAGCACUGCAGAGUCCAGCAGAAGCUCUCAACCCACAGCUGAAGUUUCUGCGAGCACUGAAGAUGGUGCCCUGGAGCCCAGCCUGGUGGAAGGAACAGCCUCAAACCUUGGCAUCACUAAUUCUCUCCAAAAGCCAACUUCUGGAUUUCAGGAUCCAGGAGGGAACCAUGAGAAGUUGAGCUCAGUGGCCUUCUGUGUGGAGGGCAGAGAGGCCCUGGCUAGUGACCAAGCAACUGUGCUACCAUCGUGCAGCACAGCCUGUGCUUGCAGUAAGAUCCCUGAUGUGGAGGAACUCUCUCUGCUCGAUCCAUUCCCACGGUACAUGAAGUCCUGUCAGGACCUGAUCGUCCCGGAGAAAUGUUCUUGCACAGGCAGACUGCAUGGGAAAGACUCUGCUCUAGCAGGUGGUGAUACUUCUCCGGUGGCUUUUCCAAGCAGGAGCAGCACGGAGACAUCUGACUCCUAUUCACAGCUACCGAGAGGUGGUGUGGCUUCACCUGGCGGUGGCCCAUCCAGAUGUGAAACUCAGGCUAGCCAUAGCCAAGGCCAGCAGCCUGAUGCUUGUACCAAGGAUACCACGGAUGCAGUAAUGGAGGAUUCUCAAGAGAAGCUGGGCUCCUCUUUUCCUCCUCCACCUCAGGGACAAUCUAGUACAAAGUCUCUCAAGGAUGACCCAGGCCGGCUCUCUCAACAGGUUAGAGAAGAAGGAUGGAGUCUACGAACUUCUGAGAGCCUUACGCUGGCUGAAGUCUACCUCAUGAUGGGCAAACCGAACAAGUUGCAGCUGGAAUAUGACUGGUUGGCUGUCUUGGAGCCAGAAACCCCGGAUGCUAAGGAGCAAACAUCUGAAUCCAAUGCUGUUCCUGCAUGUACCACCUUGCACAAACAGAGACUCCUGAACUGCCUUUUAAAACUCAUCUCCACUGAAGUCAAUCCCAAACCAACUCCCGAGAUGAGCUCCGUUGCCACGUCACCUAUAAAGCCUGCUCAAGAGGAGCAGUCGCUGACUCCUCCAGGAAAGGUGAUCGCCGUCAGCAGCCGGAGUCCAAGCUGUGCGCGAAAUCAAUCUGCCCUUCGCAACAAGACUCUUUCUCCUGGUGCUGCCUCCAGCUCCUCAGGUUUGAGAAACCUCCCUAGACCUCUCUUGGUGGCUGGUCCUUCAAGUUCUGGAAGCGCUGAUGGGGACGGUGGACUCUUUGCAGUUCCUACAACUCUACCGCCCAACAGCCGCCAUGGGAAGCUGUUCUUGCCCAGCAAAGAAGCAGAGCUGAGCUUCCGGCAGCACUUGGACACCAUCAGUAUGCAGUCGGACUUCUUCUUGCCAAAGCCAAGGAAGUUACGGAACAGGCACUUGCGGAAGCCAUUAGUAGUACAGAGAACACUGCUCCCCAGGCCAUCUGGAAAUCCGUCCCAACAUGUCUGUUCCUUUUCUAUCUUAUCCAACUCGUCCAUCACAGGGAGAGGCUCAUUUCGGCCAAUCCAGUCCUCGUUGACUAAAGCUGCUGUCUCUCGUCCAAUUGUGCCCAAAGUUCUUCCAGCGCAGGCCACCAGCCACCUCUCUAGUGCUAUCGACUUGGCAGCUAAAAGCGCUGGCAUUAUCCCAGGUAGCCCCGUGCCUGUCCUGGAUGCGGAUGGUUUGUCAGGUGUGUCUCCACUGUCACCAGACGGCGUGACCACUGUGGUGACAGCGCAAGAGUCAACAGUAGCGCAUCAGAAUGGAGGCUCCAUCACCACGGUAGAGGGCUCAGGCUCUGGGUGUCGGGUUCCAUUCAUCAGCCUCCCAACACGACAUGAGCAGGAAGUGGUUCCUGAUGGCUUCCAGGGCACACCGGUCCUUUCCCUGUCAGAACUGUCCAAGACUCCCAUCCAGAAUGGUCUGUCCACCCCUCCGCUUUCCUCAUCAGAGGCUUCCAGCACCCGUCUCUCUCCUCCCAAUGUUUCUGCUCUCUUGGAUAUUUCUCUGCCUGGCCCGCCUGAAGAUGUGCUCUCUCAAGGAGAACCUGCCACUCAGAUCAGUGACUCCAUCAUCGAAAUCGCCAUCAGCUCUGGGCAAUACAGUGAAGGUGUUUCUCUCUCUCCUGCAAAGCUGAACGGCAGUGACAGCUCCAAAAGUCUUCCGUCCCCAUCCAGUAGUCCUCAACAGAACUGGAUUGCCUCUCCCAGCCAUGACCCGCAGUGGUACCCCAAUGACUCCACAGACUCCUCUCUCAGCAGUUUGUUUUCAAGUUUCAUCUCCCCCGAGAAGGGACGGAAGAUGUUGCCAACUCCUGUUGGGACAACCAGCGGCACUUCGUUACUGGGACCCAGCCUUCUGGAUGGCAACUCUCGGGACUCUUUUGUGUCGCGGUCUCUGGCAGAUGUGGCAGAGGUGGUGGAUUCCCAGCUGGCUUGCAUGAUGAACGAGAACAGCAUAGAUUACAUAUCUCGUUUUAAUGAUCUUGCCCAGGAACUAUCGAUACCUGAGCCAACCCGCAGGGAGAUCCUGUUUGAUGGAGGAGGUGGUGGUCCCCCAAUCGGGGAUCUCUCACAGUGAGUGUGUGAGACCAGCAGGCUGGUGUAGACUGUUCAGCUAAAGCUGGAGCUUGCAGCGCUGGAUCACGGCAAGGGCAGGUUGUAGAAAAGCAACUAAGGCUCAGUUGUCCCCAUCUUGUGCGCUUCUAUCUUACAGAGAAGUAUUGCCUUCAAAGGUCUGAAGAAGUACUUGCAGGUCCCGGAAUGUGCAAUAUACUGGGAACAAAAGAACAUGGAAUAGUGCUACAGAAAACAGUGUAUCCCCUGCAUCCGUGAGACAAGAUGGCAGAUUCAUGGGACAGUCCUAGACUUGUACUUUGGAAUAGCCUAAGAUGCUUAAGCAGGGAAGGAUGUUGCCAGAAGCUCCCCCAUGUGAAUUAUUUUUUUGCAUAGUAAUCAAAUGCCACAAUUUUGGAUCCACGUUGAAGUUGUGGAGCACGAAGGGUGGGCCUGGAUCCAGGAAACAUUUUGCAUCUUGAUGACGUCCUAGAUGACACCUUUUAUCAGUCAGUUAAACCGAAGUUUCUUGCGCUCUCUUCAGAGGUGCUGUGACUCUACGAUGCUUUGUUUUUGUAGACAUUGUUUCUUUGGCUGUGUUUUGUUGUUUGACCAUUCCAGCAGGGGCACGUACCUCUUGUUUUUGUAGGGGAGCUCUCAUUCACCCCACUCCCCAACUGCAUGGAUCUCUGGGGAGUUUCCUCUAUUUUUAGACCCCAUCACAUGUCACAAUCCUAAUCAUCCUCACUGCACUCAUGUUCUUCACCUUU